Trifolium pratense (red clover) is the source of this 1245-nucleotide messenger RNA. RefSeq names its product putative vesicle-associated membrane protein 726. Bases 234 to 899 code for a protein of 221 amino acids. The transcript is spliced from 5 exons. Gene Ontology annotation, cellular component: membrane. Gene Ontology annotation, biological process: vesicle-mediated transport. Lineage: Eukaryota; Viridiplantae; Streptophyta; Magnoliopsida; Fabales; Fabaceae. The record is from RefSeq and is a predicted model, not a curated record.
ACAAAACACAAACACUUCAUUUCAUUCCCAUUUACUAUUUCUCAUUUCUCUUUUUCUUAAUCACACUUUUCUGUUACACUUUCAAACAAACUCUCUCAUUACUUCUUCUUCACCAACUUUCUCUCUCUAAAAUCAUCACUCCUUUCUCUCUCUACAACCUCCAUUUCCAUCUUCCUCCUCUUCUCUCAAUCGAUCUCAUCUCUUUUUUUUCUUCUGCGAUUGUAGUUCCAACGAUGGGACAACAAUCGUUGAUCUACAGCUUCGUCGCUCGCGGUACCGUCAUUCUCGCUGAAUACACUGAGUUUACCGGUAACUUUACCGGUGUGGCGGCGCAGUGUCUCCAGAAACUUCCUUCUUCUAAUAACAAGUUUACUUACAACUGCGAUGGCCAUACUUUCAACUACCUCGUUGAUAGUGGAUUCACUUACUGUGUUGUUGCUGCUGAGUCUGCCGGACGGCAGACUCCCAUUGUUUUCCUUGAACGUGUCAAGGAUGAAUUUUCCAAGAAAUAUGCUGGAGGAAAAGCUGAAAAUGCAGCUGCCAAGAGUCUGAAUAAAGAGUUUGGAUCUAAGUUGAAGGAGCAGAUGCAGUACUGUGUUGAUCACCCGGAGGAGAUUAACAAGCUUACCAAAGUGAAAGCUCAGGUUACAGAGGUCAAAGGAGUUAUGAUGGAAAAUAUUGAGAAGGUUCUGGACCGUGGGGAGAAAAUUGAGCUUUUAGUAGACAAGACAGAGGACCUUCGCUCUCAGGCACAAGAUUUCAAGCAACAGGGAACCAAGAUUAGGAGAAAGAUGUGGUUCCAGAAUAUGAAGAUAAAGCUAAUAGUUCUGGGUAUCAUAAUUGCCAUAAUUCUCAUCAUUGUUCUUUCUGUCUGUGGUGGCUUCAACUGUUCUAAAUGAAUCUUUCCAUUGUUAGCUUUAAUUGUGUCGGUGUCCCCUCACUCGAUAAGAUUUUCGGUAGCUGAUUGCCAUUGCCUCUACUAUCUUCGUAGUGCUUUUGAUAUUUUGGGAUUUACAUUCUUCCUACAUCUACGAUUAGAUCAGUAUUAUGACAUUGUUUGUAUAGUGUGCAAUGGUUUAGUCUCGACUUCACCAUUUUGUCUCCCAUAGUGGUAGUGCUAAUUUGUCUUUCUCUAUGUAGUUUAGGCGGGAGUUUUCAGCAUUUCUUGUGAGGAUUAUGAUGUUUUCUCUAUUAGAAACCAGCCAUUGCUUAGUUAAAUUUCAUAUUGCCUAUUUUUCUUUACAA